Messenger RNA from Fragaria vesca subsp. vesca, 1873 nucleotides. RefSeq lists its product as uncharacterized. Lineage: Eukaryota; Viridiplantae; Streptophyta; Magnoliopsida; Rosales; Rosaceae. The transcript has 3 exons. The record is from RefSeq and is a predicted model, not a curated record. The coding region runs from base 44 to 1525 and encodes 493 amino acids.
UGGGUAACAGAGCCAUAUUGCUAUUUCUUGAUUACUAUCCAAUAUGGCUGAUAAAUUUGAGGACGGUACCACUGUCAGCUUGAAGGCCUUGGUGCACAAGGGAAGCAAUAAAGUUAUUUUUGUAGAGUGUGUUAGUGAUUUUCUUGAUGUCCUCUUCAGUUUCUUGACUUUCCCAAUGGGAACAAUCAUCAAGCUUGGCAGUAAGCAGUCAGUAGAAUCGGUGCCUGUGCAGAUAGGGUGCAUGAAUAACUUGUAUGCAAGUGUUGGGAAUAUUGAUGUUCAGCGAUUUAACAAUGAGGUGUGUAGACACAAGUUGUUAUCUCCUCGUAAUGCGGAUGAAUCUCGCUGCAAGGACGUCAAAUUGAAAAUUGACAAUGGUGAGUUCACAAAGUACUUUCUGUGCCCGGAUUGGAAUUGCUUAGGUGUCUCCGAAGAUGAAUAUCUAUUGAGUCAAUAUAAAGGUAAUCUAUUAAGUAUGUAUAAAGGCACUCGUUGUGAAAACUGUGGAAAAUGCAUGGAUAGAGAGUAUCACCUCUCCAGUCCAUCCCAUGCUGAUAAAUAUAAUGGCAUCUAUGUAAAGGGAUUAGCCAGACUCAUAGUUACUGAUGAUCUACAAGUGUUGUCUCCUUUAAGCGGUACAAGCUUUUCUUUCUUAAGCAAGCUUGGAGUCACGGAUGGAGACAUUACUGAAGAGACAUUUAAUAUAGGUGUUAGUGAGGUUUUGAAUUUGCUUAUCUGCUCAUUUGUGUCAAAGACACCGUUGACUGAAACUCUACUUAAGCAUAAAGCCGAACCAGAUUUUAUCACUGAAAUAUCUGAUCCAGGAACAUGUACUGAACCUCUAAUGGAAGGGAAGACUGUGAUUGAGGAAGAAGAAGAGAUUUAUGUGAAGCUUACUGUCAGCAAAUCAAGGAAGAUAGUUUGUUUUGCAGAAGCAGGGGAAAAGUUUGUUAAUUUACUCUUCAGUUUCCUUACUAUUCCACUAGGAUUCAUAUUAAAACAGAUGCAAAAUUCGUCUUGGAAAGGAUGUAUUGAUCAGUUGUACAAGAGUGUCCAAGAUCUUGGUGAUGAGCAAUGCUUGAACUCAAAUGACCUACUGAAUCCCAGAAUUUUUCCUGGUUUUUCCUACGAGAACCAUCUCUUGGGAAUUGAGGAGGGCUCUGAGGCCUCAUAUUACUAUGCUUAUUGUCGCCCUAACGGUGUGGAGGAUGUGUUGGUUACUGAUAAAACCCUCAUUCCUUCUCAGGUGAGGUACACAUUCCAUCUCAAAUUGAUGAAUGAUAAAAGUUCUGAAGGAUUUUUGAAAGGACCGACCAUGUUCACAAUAACCGACAAGCUUAUUGUAAGGCCUAUAUCUCCCAUCUUUGGCUUUUCGAUUUUGAAUGAAUUGAAGGUUCCUUUGGAUGACAUAAAGGAGGAAAUAGUGCGAGUUGGCAAGGAGGAGGUUUUGCGUGUACUAGUGGCAUCUAUUGCUGGUGAUUCUGCUUUAACCGAUGCUUUUAUAAGGCAGCCGAAAGAACAGUAAAGAAACUUUUGUAUUCUGAUUACACAAGGAUAAUGCUUAGAUUUUCUACAAACUGGAAUAUCUGAGAUAAAUGGCUUUGCAUUUUCUUAUGUUCUUCAGCUAUGGCCUCCAUUAAGCAAGAGUUUGGUUUACUUGUUGCCUAAGCUUAGUUCUUUUCUUAGCCUAAGCUUGCACCCUUUGGUAUUUCCUUGGACAACUGGAAAGCUUGUUCGCCCUACUGUAUCAAGAAUCUAAGAAAUCUUGUUUUUAUUGCUAGCACAAGUCGGUGUAUCUCUUUGCUACGUUUUGACAGUGUUUCAGGUACUUAGGUGUGUUGAGGUACUGAGAGUCUAGGUACUUCUUGCUUUU